GAUCAAAACCCGCCAAAUUCGUCCUUUUGCCAAAGUAAAGAAAUUUAAACUAGAGCGAAUUUGUUUUAGUUAGAAUUGUUUUAGCGUUCAUUUCCAGUACUUUGUGAGCUUACGGACAAAUAGUGCAGCAUUUGAUGGUCGGACUUGGAUGACGUUACAAAGUUCCCACUUCCUGGAUAUGGAUACAGAUACGGAACAGAUAUCAUCGACGAUGGAAAUGGAAAGACACAAUGAGCAGGAAUCACUGUUACCUCUAGAUGUCCAAGAAGAAAUAGAUGGUCUGUAUCACCAUGUACCUGAAGUCCACCAGCACUUCAAGAUUCUCAACAAAAUUGGAGAAGGCACAUUCAGCUCAGUAUUCUUGGCACGGCUGCGACAUCAUCCAGAGGUCCAAGAUUUGUUUGCUCUGAAACACAUUAUUCCAACUUCACACCCUUACCGCAUCUUGGGAGAGCUGAAAUGUCUUCAAGUCAUUGGGGGCACAGAAAACGUAAUGGGCAUGGAGCUGUGUCUGCGGCACAAGGACCACAUAGUCAUUAUAAUGAAGUAUUUUCCACACCACAGAUUUCAGGACUAUAUAGUAAAUUUUGAAGUCGGUGAUGUUCAAGACUACAUGCGAAACCUGCUGGUAGCUCUAUGCCGUGUUCAUCAGUUUGACAUCAUCCACCGAGACGUUAAACCCAGCAAUUUCCUGUUUAACACCAUCAGUAAACAGUACUCUUUAGUAGACUUUGGCCUGGCCCAUGAAGCACCUGUCAAGCUGUUUAAGGUGAAUAUAAACAGACCUCCUAUUGUGAUGGAUCUGCCUAUGCACAAAACACACCUUGGGGAGAAACGAAAGGACUUCACAAUGGCUAAAUUAAAAAUAAGUGCACUUAGUGUUCCUGAGAGCAGCAGUAUGGAGCAGCAUACUGAAAAUGCAAGAGCAGCAAAAGAGGAGGGUUUAAAUAAAAGGUCUCCAACCACAUUUCCAGCGAAAGUUCUUGAAAAGAGCCAAGAGAGGCGUGUAGUCUUGUCUCCGAGCAAAGCUUCUGUUAUUUCCCCGAACAAGAAGUAUUGUCUUUCUUGCUUUUUGCACUACAACUGCUCUCUUUCAUCGACAGGUCAGAAUAUCACCCGAAGAAAGCCAAAUGAAGAUGCACAACUCCUUCCUCCACCACCGCCUCCAUGGAGGCUACCUCCAAGAAAAAGGGGGGUAAAUCCAGAGCUGCCUCCAGCAUCUAGCAAGCUAAGCCUUACCUCGUCAUUGUCACCAAAGCAAAAAAUGUCAACUGCAUCUCAUGGGUUUUCGAAGUAUGGACAGUGCGUUACACUUCCUGACCAGGCCAAGAGGCUACAUGAAGAGGCAGGACCAAAAAAAAAAGUCAUCGGUAGUAUCAACCAUCUCCCUCUUCCAAAAUCUAGAAAGCACCGACCAGGAACUCUGUCUUUGUGCCAGUGCUUUGGCCGCCCAGUAAUCUGCAGCAUCUGUCUGGCCAGGGCCCAUCAGUCGGCACCAAGGGCAGGUACUCCAGGCUUUCGUGCUCCUGAGGUGCUGAUGAAACAUCCUCAUCAAACCACAGCUGUGGACAUUUGGUCAGCUGGUGUUAUAUUCCUGUCUUUGCUGUCUGGGCGGUACCCAUUUUUCAGAGCUUGCGAUGACCUAGUUUGUCUUUGUCAGAUUAUAAGUCUUCUUGGCACAGAAGAGAUACAUCAUGCUGCAAGAGAGUUUGGAAAAGUUGUGACAUGCCGACCAGUGACAAGAGCGCUCGAUCUAAAGCGCCUUUGUACCCACCUUCGGAGCUGCCCAGACCAUGGAACGGAGAACCCAGACGAGGUUCCCCAGCAAUGGCCGGAAAUUCCAGACGCUGCAAUCGAUCUGCUGAAGCGUCUGCUUGAUCCCAACCCUCGCACUCGCAUCACGGCAAAGGAUGCCUUGCAGCAUAGCUUUUUCUCGUGCAGUUUUAAUUAGUCUGUGGUGGGGUAUCUUGUUGGAAUGUGAAUGAUGGGGAGGGAGAAGGUAAAAAUAUGAGAUAUGGAUGAGUGAGUUUGUGAUCGCGCGUGUGUGUGCUCAUCUAGAGGGACUGAGGCUAAGCUUAAAAGUUUAGGGUGAGGUUGGGUUCAGGCAUGUGGCUGGAAGGUGGAUAUGAGUUUUAGCCACAACAGCAGGGAAGCUUAAUACAUUUCCUUCGAUUUUGUGGGAAAACUGGAAAAUAACGUUUAUCAGGAAGAUUUUGUGUGGGGAUCGAGUGAAUGGAAGACCUCCAGUAAAAAUAUAAAUAGUCACGCGUAGUGAAUUACGCAGGUGUAUAGCUCCAGUUGUUUGGUUUUUUUUUUUUUUUUGUAAUGUGUGCGUGGGUUGUCCAUUGGAUGCUUGUGCCUAUAUUUCCUGGGUAUCUAGGAGGCACAAGAACUUCGUGUGAUUUAUAAAUAUAUUCUGGUCAGCAUUUUAAAAAUAUUAUGCCGUUCAUAAUUACAGUUUUUUUUAACUGUUUAUAAAUUUCCCUUCUUCAAAUAGCAAUUUUGAUAAAAUUGAAUGAAGCAGGUGACCAGGAUCUUGUGGCCAUUUGCAGCAAGAAUUUAAUCUAGUUAAAAAAAAUUAUCUUUUUCGAUGUCGGCACAUUAGAAAGGUGGUGCCCAGAUGGAGGCUAAUAUAAAUUUUAAAGCUUCCACCGAGAUGUGCUGAAAUUCGCUGAGCCAUGUGUGUCUAGCAUUAUUUAUCCAUGUACUCUCGGCAAUUUCAUUACUUGUUUUCAUUAAAUUUUGUAAUCCAAAUAAAUCGGUUUAUUUCAACUGCUCA
Molecule: messenger RNA, 2779 nt
Organism: Pomacea canaliculata
Lineage: Eukaryota; Metazoa; Mollusca; Gastropoda; Architaenioglossa; Ampullariidae
Product: cell division cycle 7-related protein kinase-like
Biological process (GO): mitotic DNA damage checkpoint signaling; protein phosphorylation
Cellular component (GO): nucleus
Molecular function (GO): protein serine/threonine kinase activity; ATP binding
Source: RefSeq, a predicted model, not a curated record